Molecule: messenger RNA, 759 nt
Organism: Sarcophilus harrisii (Tasmanian devil)
Lineage: Eukaryota; Metazoa; Chordata; Mammalia; Dasyuromorphia; Dasyuridae
Gene: VGLL1
Product: vestigial like family member 1
Biological process (GO): regulation of transcription by RNA polymerase II
Cellular component (GO): nucleus
Source: RefSeq, a predicted model, not a curated record
AUGUCAGCCAAGAUGGAUGAAAUGAAGAAAAGUUCCCUCCGGCUGACCAGGGACAAACAACAGCCUAUAAAGACAGAGCGGAGCUCCCGAUAUGUCCUCUUCACUUACUUCCAAGGGGACAUUAACAGUGUAGUUGAUGAGCACUUUUCUAGAGCCCUGAGUAACACUAAAAAGCCUAAAGAUCUGAGCACUGAUGACACAAGUGAGGCCACUAGCCCCGAUAGCGACAAUCAAUUGAGUCCAAAUCCCUGGUGUUUUGACUCUCACUGGACCAAGUCACAGCAAGAAUCAUGUCCCAUUAACAGCAGUCUGGCCAGCCAUGGAUCGAACCGAUCUGUCAUCCGGAACUCAUCGCCACUGAUAGUCGCAAGCCCUCCUCUACAGCUUGGAGAUCUGUGGCAUCUGUCUUCUCCUGAAGCCAGCCCAAGUCCUGCUGAGCCUGGGUAUUUUCUGUCCUUCCCUAGUAUCCAUUUAGUGCCAAAAACUGAGUGUGAGAGGAAAUAUGGCUCCCUUCUCAAUCUCCUGCAGCAAGACCGGUGCCUCAUAUACCCCAUGUUACCAGCCAGGAAGCAGGCUAGACGCUGCACUGGAGCCAUGAACCUACUCUCCACUGGGACUGCCAACUCUGACGGCGGGAAGAAAUCACAUUCUUUCCAAAACCUCGAAAAGACCAGCACCAAACCUGAUAACGGAAACAUAGAAACAGAAGCUGUUUCUCCACCCAAAUCUGAGAGCCCUGGUAGUCCUGGUGAAGUUUAA